AUGGUGUUCGAAAAACACCCUCUGGUCGCGCGAGCGAGCGACGACAACAACUCGCCUUCGCUGUCCAGCUUGCUCACCGUCCUGAUCCCCUCUUUUGUCAUUGCAGCGGUAAUGGUGCUUGCCUUCAUCAUCCUGCGUAAGCGUUUCCGCAGAAUGUAUAUGCCCCGAACCUACAUUGGAUACCUCAAGCCCUGGCAACGUACCCCCGACUCGCCCACCGGCGCAUGGAACUGGAUCAAGGCCAUGUACAAACUUCCCGAUACUUACGUCCUGCAACACCACUCAAUGGAUGCCUACCUGCUGCUGCGCUUCCUGAAGCUCUGCUCCGUCAUUUUGUUCGUCGGCUGCUGUAUCACUUUCCCCAUCCUGUGGCCGGUCAAUGCUACCGGUGGUGGUGGUCAGGUGCAGCUGAACUUGCUGAGUAUCUCCAAUAUCGCCAAGACCCAGUACGCUCGCUACUUUGCGCAUUGCUUCGUCGCUUGGAUCUUUGUCUCCUUCGUCUUCUUUAUGAUCACCCGUGAACACCUCUUCUACAUCAACCUGCGCCAGGCAUACCUCUUCUCGCCUGCCUAUGCUAGCCGCAUCUCUUCCCGCACCGUGCUCUUCACCGCGGUCACUCCCGAUCUGCUCGAGAAGGAGAAGGUUCGCACCAUGUUCGGUCGCGACAAGGUCAAGAACGUCUGGAUUGCGACUGAUACCAAGGAACUCGAGGAGAAGGUUAAAGAGCGCGAUAGUGCCGCGAUGAAGCUCGAGGGUGCCGAGACCAAGCUUAUCGUCAUGGCUAACAAGGCGCGCAACAAGGCGCUGAAGAAGCAGGGUUCGGCUGAGAACCCCGAGACCGACAUUGGUGAUGGUCAAUUCGAUGACGAGUCUGGCUCUGUCGCUGCUCGCUGGGUCGAGGCUAAGAAGCGUCCUACCCACCGUCUGAAGAUGCUUAUUGGCAAGAAGGUCGACACUAUCAACUGGGCCCGUUCUGAGAUUGAGCGUCUUACUCCCGAGAUCGCGGAACUGCAGGCCAAGCACCGCGCCGGUGAGACUAAGCUCGUGUCCUCUAUCUUCGUCGAGUUCUACCGUCAGUCCGAUGCCCAGUCUUCUUUCCAGUCUGUGGCACACAACCUGCCUCUCCACAUGAGCCCUCGCUACAUCGGUCUUGACCCCACUCAGGUUAUCUGGGCCAACCUUCGCAUCAAGUGGUGGGAGCGCCUCGGUCGCCAUGCUGCCACCAUCGGUUUCAUUUGUGCUCUGAUCAUCUUCUGGGCCAUUCCCACCGCUGUCGUCGGUGCCAUCUCCAACAUUGACUCCUUGACCGACAGGGUUCACUUCCUGAGGUUUAUUGACUCCGUUCCUAGCUGGAUUAAGGGUGUCAUCACCGGUCUUUUGCCCACCGUCCUGAUGUCUGUCCUGAUAGCCUUGGUGCCUAUCAUCAUGCGUCUGAUGGCCAAGUGGGGUGGCGCGCCUAGCUUGGCUGCCGUUGAAUUGACCGUGCAGAACUGGUUCUUCGCUUUCCAGGUCAUUCAGGUUUUCCUGGUUGUCACACUCGCUUCCGCAGCUACCAGUGUCGUUACUAAAAUCAUUUCGAACCCUUCUUCGGCUGCUUCCCUGCUCGCCGAGAAGAUUCCUCUCGCGUCUAAUUUCUACAUUUCCUAUAUCAUUCUACAGGGUCUGUCUUUCAGCGCCGGUGCUCUUCUCCAAAUUGCCGGUCUUAUUGUUGGAAAGAUCCUUGGUACACUCUUCGAUACCACUCCCCGUAAGAUGUACAAACGCUGGUCGAGCUUGGCCGGUCUCGGCUGGGGAACUGUUUACCCUGUGUUCACGCUGUUGACUGUUGUCGCCAUUACCUACUCUUGCAUUGCGCCCCUCGUCAUGGGCUUUGGUACCAUUGGUCUCUACCUGUUCUACUUCGCCUACCGGUACAAUGUGCUGUACGUGUCCAACGCCACCAUUGACACCCAGGGUAGAUGCUACACCCGUGGUUUGCAGCACCUCACUGUCGGCUGCUACCUCUCCAUCGUCUGUCUGAUCGGCCUAUUCGCCAUCGGCUCCGGCGCCGACCAGAUCGCCGUCGGCCCCUUGGUCCUGAUGAUCAUCUUCCUGGUCUUCGUUAUCCUGUACCACAUCUCGUUGAACAGUGCCAUGGAGCCCCUCCUCAACUACCUUCCCAAGAACCUCGAAGCCGAAGAGGAAGCCCUCCUGGCUGCCGAGCGCAACAGCCUCUCCAAGUCCCCCUCCGACGAUCUCUCUGCCCCUACUGGCUCCACCGUCGCCCCCCGCGAUAGCGGUGUGAACAUGGACAACGGCGUCGACUCCGCGGAGAAGGGGCUGACCGCUUCCCCCGCCGAGCCCAAGCCCAACUUCCUCACCAAGUUCCUCCGUCCAGACAAGUACGCCAGCUACCACCACCUGCGCAAGCUCGUCCCCUCCGCCGACCCAACCACCUACGUGGCCGAGACCGAGCGCGACGCCUACUGCCAUCCCGCCAUCACCUCGGAGCCCCCACUCCUCUGGAUCCCGCGCGACCCGCUCGGCGUGUCCUCUCAGGAAAUCGCACACACCUCGCGCGUUAUCUCCAUCACCGACGAGGACGCCUAUCUCGACGAGAAUUGCAAGAUCAAAUGGAACGAAGAGAAGGGCGAGCCCCCCAUCUACGAGGAGAAGCCCGCUUACUAG
Penicillium soppii is the source of this 2667-nucleotide messenger RNA. RefSeq lists its product as uncharacterized. The transcript is spliced from 3 exons. Gene Ontology annotation, molecular function: calcium-activated cation channel activity. The coding region runs from base 1 to 2667 and encodes 888 amino acids. Lineage: Eukaryota; Fungi; Ascomycota; Eurotiomycetes; Eurotiales; Aspergillaceae. The record is from RefSeq and is a predicted model, not a curated record. Gene Ontology annotation, cellular component: plasma membrane.